CAGUCCACGAGCUAAACAUUCCGAAAAAACCCUCCAGACAAGGCAAAUAAACUCGAUUCUUUAAACUUGAAGCCAUUUAUUAUCAUCUGUCCGCCGGUGAUCAUGUCCACUGAAGAACUGCUGUCUGUAGAUUAUGAGGUGUAUGGGAGGGUGCAGGGGGUGUUCUUUCGAAAAUACACACAGUCAGAGGGGAAGAAACUGGGUGUGGUGGGCUGGGUGCAGAACACCGAUGCUGGGACGGUUCAGGGGCAGCUCCAGGGUCCCGCCUCUAAAGUCCAACAGAUGCAGAAGUGGCUUCAAACCACCGGCAGCCCUCAGUCGAGAAUCUCCAAAGCCGAGUUCAAGAACGAGUGCACCAUUGACAAGAAGGAUUUUAAGGAUUUCAAAAUUGUUCGUUAAUGAAAAUAACCAAUCAGUCAGUAUUUAUUUCAAUAGAUAUUUAUUUUAAUGUUUAAAAAUCUUGAAUUAGUAGAAAAUCUCACUCCUGUAACUUUGUUUUCACAAAUAUGCUAGCUAUAUUGACAUCAAACACCACAUGCUCCCAUUCUACUGUGUUUGUAAAGUACAGAACAGCUACUGUAAUCAUUUUGUUUUUGAAAACUAUAUUUGAGAAUUAAGGCAAAUAUUAUUACAUUUUUGUACAGACAUUGUACAAAGAGUUGCAAAGACAAUAUUGCCAUUAAAUAAUCAAUGUAGCAAGAAAGAGUUAUGAAAAUAUACUCUUGACGUGCUUUCUCUUGAAGUUCCAUAAUAUUUGAGGAACGAAUACACACACACACACGCAGUUAAAGUCAGAAGUUUACACACACCUUAAUUUCAUUCCCUGUCUUAGGUCAGUUAGGAUCACAACUUUAUUUUAAGAGUGUGAAAUGUCAGAAUAAUACUAGAAAUCAGUAUUUCUUUCAGCUUUUAUUUCUUUCAUCACAUUCCCAGGUCAGAAGCUUACAUGCACUUUGUUAGUAUUUGGUAGCAUUGCCUUUAAAUUGUUUAACUUGGGUCAAACAUUUUGAGUACCCUUCCACAAGCUUCUCACAAUAAGCUGCUGGAAUUUUGGCCCAUUCCUCCAGACAGAACUGGUGUAACUGAGUCAGGUUUGUAGGCCUCCUUGCUCGGACACCAUUUUUCAGUUUGACCUCAGAUUGAGGUCAGGGCUUUGUGAUGGCCACUCCAAUAAGUUGAUUUUGUUGUCCUUAAGCCAUUUUGCCACAACUUUGGAGGUAUCUUGGGAUCAUUGUACUUGUGUACUAUUGUUUGUACAGAUGAACAUGGUACCUUCAGGCAUUUUGAAAUUGCUCCCAAGGAUGAACCAGACUUGUGGAGGUCCACAAUUAAUUUUCUGAGGUCUUAGUUGAUCUCUUUUGAUUUUCCUAUGAUGUCAAGCAAAGAGGCAAUUAGUUUGAAGGUAGGCCUUAAAAUACAUCCACAGGUAUACCUCCAAUUCAGUACACAUCCUAUCAGAAGCUAAUGGUGUAGGCUUGACAUCAAUUUCUGGAAUUUUCCAAGCUGCUUAAAAGGCACAAUUAACUUUUGUGUAUGUAAACUUCUGACUUCAACUGUAUAUACAUACACUGUAUAUAUUCAAUAAUAUUAGUUUUGAAGGUUUAAACAUAGUUAGUUUCUUGAUGAAAUUAACAAUGAUGAAAUAUAUCAAUCGAUAAGUAUGAGUACAGUAAAACCCAGUACAAAUUAGCCAAAAAUCAAACGAUAAUGAUAAAUUGGUGUACAACCAAUGUAAGGAUUUUAUCUGAUGGUUCAGUCAGUCAAAUAGUUCAGAUUUGUACUUGUCCUGCCAACAUUUGUUACUGUGACCCCUCUAAAAAUGUAUGUCACAGUUUGUCACAAUUUUGACCGAAACAUCUGUGUUUAGAAAAUGUGGCAAUAAUGACAUUUACAUUUUUCCUGUAUUGAACAAUGUUUCAGACUUCACACUGGUCCUGUUGUUUCUUCAGUUCAACGGCUUUGAUUUGACCAGUUUUGCAAUAUUGAAUUGUGGCAAAUGAAAUCAACACUCCAUUAUUUAUAAGGAUUAUUAUUUUCUUUUUUAAUUAACUAAAAACAACAACAAAAGCACUGAGACUAUCGACACUACUGAUACAUGCUGCAUGUAUUCAUUAGCAGAUGUAUAAUGUUCUCUAGAGGAGAAUUAAUGUUGAAAAAAUUUUACCAAUUUAAAAAUCAUGUUUUCUCAUUCAGU
Molecule: messenger RNA, 2194 nt
Organism: Xyrauchen texanus (razorback sucker)
Lineage: Eukaryota; Metazoa; Chordata; Actinopteri; Cypriniformes; Catostomidae
Product: acylphosphatase-1-like
Exons: 3
Coding region: 103-399 (98 amino acids)
Molecular function (GO): acylphosphatase activity
Source: RefSeq, a predicted model, not a curated record